AUGAACAAUUGUCUAGGGCACCUAGAAGAGACCGCCAAGUCCGCUGGUGGUAGAAUCAGCUACUACCGCGUCGACCAGACCAAGCCAGAAGAGAUUGCCACAACCUUCGCAACCGUUGUACCAACUCUCGCGCACCCAAUCCGUGGCCUGGUUGCUGCUGCUGGUGUUUCUGAUAACGACCCAGCACAUGAGUUCUCGGUGGAUAGAUUCCGACGUCUUAUGGAAAUUAAUGUUAUCGGCACAUUCGCUGUUGCCCAAGCUAUAUCACUGGAGAUGAAGAAAGCUGAUGUUAGUGGAAGUAUGGUGCUAGUAGCCAGCAUGAGUGGGACUGUUGCGAACAAGGUAAUACGUCAAACCCGAAACUUCCAAAACUAUGCUUACAAGCUAUGA
This is a messenger RNA of Phaeoacremonium minimum UCRPA7, 390 nucleotides long. RefSeq names its product putative short chain dehydrogenase reductase family protein. NCBI's taxonomy places the organism in Eukaryota, Fungi, Ascomycota, Sordariomycetes, Togniniales, Togniniaceae. The record is from RefSeq and is a predicted model, not a curated record. The transcript has a single exon. Gene Ontology annotation, cellular component: intracellular anatomical structure. Bases 1 to 390 code for a protein of 129 amino acids. Gene Ontology annotation, molecular function: oxidoreductase activity, acting on NAD(P)H, oxygen as acceptor.